UAAUGGUUAGAAGCAUGCCUUCUAAGAAGCGCAAACAGCCCUGGGAAUAUUCCACUAACAGAAACACCAUCCGCGCACGCAGACGCAGAGAUAAUUUACCUGAAGAGCAACUUGUAGCAGAGGACGGCAAACUCUUCGAUACCAAGGCGAUAACUCGUGUUUGGGGGAUAACAUCUAGUACUCAGGAGUACAAGAUGGCUUCCGAGGAAGAAAAGAAGAAACUGCUAGCAGCGGACGAGAAUAUGGUAAUGGAACGUCGUCGGUCAAAGGGACAGGAUGUAGAAAGCAAGAUGGCGAGGUUCCUUGAACGCUAAAACCUCGCCGCCAACAGUGGCAAUGUGGCUGUCUCGAAUCCCCUUACACCUUCUACCGAUGCCAGAGUCGGCACGGACUCUUUGACGGAUCCGAGUCUACUACCGCUAUCACAUUCCCCCGGACUCACAGGAGUCCCGGACCACCAUAAGGUGUGACGGAUCAGCCUUAUCACCUGUAAUAUCGCGAGGCUGUUCGACUUGCGAUUCUCGUCUUUUGGUGGUUGUUUGGCUCAAUUGGCAGGUGAUAGCUUCCACC
Annulohypoxylon truncatum is the source of this 570-nucleotide messenger RNA. RefSeq lists its product as uncharacterized. The transcript is spliced from 2 exons. The annotation marks the transcript as partial. NCBI's taxonomy places the organism in Eukaryota, Fungi, Ascomycota, Sordariomycetes, Xylariales, Hypoxylaceae. The record is from RefSeq and is a predicted model, not a curated record.